This is a messenger RNA of Seriola dumerili (greater amberjack), 3944 nucleotides long. It is a transcript of the gene rasgrf2b, whose product is annotated as Ras protein specific guanine nucleotide releasing factor 2. The record is from RefSeq and is a predicted model, not a curated record. Gene Ontology annotation, cellular component: plasma membrane. Gene Ontology annotation, molecular function: guanyl-nucleotide exchange factor activity; protein binding. The transcript is spliced from 29 exons. Gene Ontology annotation, biological process: positive regulation of GTPase activity; Ras protein signal transduction. The coding region runs from base 1 to 3906 and encodes 1301 amino acids. NCBI's taxonomy places the organism in Eukaryota, Metazoa, Chordata, Actinopteri, Carangiformes, Carangidae.
AUGCAGAAGAGCGUCCGCUACAACGAAGGGCACGCGCUGUUUCUGUCGGCGGUCGCGCGUAAAGAGGGGACCAAGCGCGGCUACCUGAGCAAGAAGACGGCGGAGAACAGCCGAUGGCACGAGAAGUUCUUCGCCCUCUAUCAGAAUAUACUCUUCUACUUCGAGAACGAGCAGAGCGCGCGACCUGCCGGGAUUUACCUGUUGGAAGGAUGCACCUGCGAGCGUGCGCCGGCGCCCAAGAUGUCCACCACGGGGAAGGAAGCGCUGGAGAAACAGCACUACUUCCUCAUCGUGUUUGGUCAUGAUGGACAGAAACCACUGGAGCUGCGGACAGAGGAGGAGAGUGAGUGUGAUGAAUGGGUGGAGGCCAUCCAGCAGGCCAGUUACUCUGACAUCAUCAUCGAAAGGGAGGUGCUGAUGCAGAAAUACAUCCACCUCAUACAGAUAGUGGAGACUGAGAAGGUGGCUGCCAAUCAGCUGCGCACGCAGCUAGAGGAUCAGGACACAGAAAUUGAGAGGCUCAAAGCUGAGAUUGUAGCUCUGAACAAAACCAAGGAGCGAAUGCGGCCUUACCAUAUCAACCAUGAAAAUGAAGACCCAGACAUCAAGAAGAUCAAAAAGGUGCAGAGUUUCAUGCGGGGCUGGCUCUGUCGGAGGAAGUGGAAGAUCAUCGUUCAGGAUUACAUCUGCUCCCCUCACGCUGAGAGCAUGAGGAAGAGGAACCAGAUCGUCUUCAACAUGGUGGAGGCAGAGACAGAGUACGUCCACCAGCUGUACAUCCUGGUCAACUGUUUCCUCAGACCUCUGAGGAUGGCCGCCAGCUCCAAGAAACCCCCCAUCAGCCAUGACGAUGUCAGCAGCAUCUUCCUCAACAGCGAGACCAUCAUGUUCCUACAUGAGAUUUUCCACCAAGGCUUAAAGGCAAGGAUAGCCAACUGGCCAACUCUGGUGCUGGCUGAUCUAUUUGACAUCCUCCUGCCCAUGCUGAACAUCUACCAGGAGUUUGUGAGAAACCAUCAGUAUAGCCUGCAGGUUUUGGCCAACUGUAAGCAGAACAGAGACUUUGACAAGCUGCUGAAACAGUAUGAGUCCAACGCUGCCUGUGAGGGAAGGAUGCUUGAGACCUUCCUCACGUACCCCAUGUUCCAGAUUCCCCGCUACAUCAUCACCUUGCAUGAGUUAUUGGCACACACACCUCAUGAGCAUGUGGAGCGCAAGAGUCUUGAAUUUGCCAAGUCCAAAUUAGAGGAACUAUCCAGAGUAAUGCAUGACGAGGUGAGUGACACGGAGAACAUCCGGAAGAACUUGGCGAUAGAGAGGAUGAUAGUGGAGGGCUGUGACAUCCUGCUGGACACAAGCCAGACCUUCAUCAGGCAGGGCUCUCUGAUCCAGCUGCCAUCAGUGGAGCGAGGGAAGCUAAGUAAGGUCCGCUUGGGUUCUCUCUCUCUGAAGAAGGAAGGGGAAAGGCAGUGUUUCCUUUUUACCAAGCACUUCCUCGUCUGCACACGCAGCUCCGGGGGGAAACUGCACCUUCUCAAGCAAGGUGGAGUUUUGUCCCUGAUCGACUGCACCCUCAUAGAGGAACCAGAUGCCAGUGACGAGGAGUCUAAAGCUGGUGGUCAGGUAUUUGGUCAGCUGGACUUUAAGCUUGUUGUAGAGCCAUCGGACUUACCUUCGUUCACUGUGGUGUUGCUGGCACCUUCGCGUCAGGAGAAGGCUGCAUGGACCAGUGAUAUUAGCCAGUGUAUAGAUAAUAUCCGCUGUAAUGGUUUGAUGACCAGUGUAUUUGAGGAGAACUCCAAAGUCACUGUGCCUCAUAUGAUCAAAUCCGAUGUGCGUCUCCAUAAAGAUGAUGUUGACAUUUGCUUCAGCAAGACGCUCAACUCCUGCAAGGUCCCCCAGAUCCGCUACGCCAGCGUGGAACGGCUGCUGGAGAGGCUGACCGACCUGCGUUUCCUCUCCAUAGACUUCCUCAACACCUUCCUGCACACAUACAGGAUCUUCACCACAGCAACGGUGGUCAUGGACAAACUGGCCGACAUCUACAAGAAGCCCUUUUCCUCCAUACCUAUCAGGGCGCAGUACCACUCAUUUGACCGUCUGUCCAUCUCAUCCAUCUGUCCCGACUACAGCCUGAAGAUCAAGAAGAUAGCCAUGGAUCAGUCCAAGUCCUUGGAGCUGUUCUUUGCCACCAAUCAGAACAACAGAGGUGGUGAACACAUGAACGACAAAUCUCCUCGUCUCUGCCGCAAGUUCUCCUCUCCUCCUCCUCUUUCCAUCCCGUCCCACACCUCCUCCCCUGUCCGAGCACGAAAGCUUUCCCUCCACUCGCCCAUCACUGCCAGGGUUGGAGGCCUGGACCUGACCAGUCCUCUGUCAAACUUCAGUGUCAACCACAACACCUCCCAGUCUGCUGCCAGCAGCCCUACAUCUGCCCACACCCCUCAGACCCCAACGCCUCAGACCCCAACCCCAACCACCACUUCUCCUCCUCCGCCUCCCUCCUCCACUUCUCCCCCACCCAACAACUCCAAGCCACAACAAGACCAAGUUCCUCCUGUUCCUACGUCCCCGGACCAGAGUCCCAGCCCGACUGCAGAGGGAGAGGAGGUGCCCAGGAUCGACCCCUUUUGUGGGAAACUGCGACGGAGCAUUCGCAGAGCUGUUCUGGAGUCAGUGUCGCUGGAGAAAAUCAUCCCAGAGUCUCCUCAGAGCAGUGAAGCAGGUGACAUGUCUCCAUGUCGCUCUCCCUCCACACCUCGACACCUCCGAUACAGACAGCCUGGAGGCCAGUCAGGGGAGAACUCACGCUGCUCAGUCUCUCCUGCCUCGGCCUUCGCAAUCGCCACAGCCGCUGCAGGACAUGGUACACCACCAGUCUUUACUAACUCUGAAAGAACUUGUGAUAAAGAGUUCAUCAUCCGUCGAGCUGCAACCAACAGAGUUCUCAACGUGCUGCGCCACUGGGUCUCCAAACACUCACAGGACUUUGAGAUGAAUGGGGAGCUGAAGAUGUCAGUGAUCUGUCUCCUGGAGGAGGUGCUCAGAGAUCCAGACCUUCUGCCUCAGGAGAGAAAAGCUACUGCCAACAUACUAAGUGCCCUUUCUCAAGAUGAGCAGGAUGAUGCCCAGCUGAGGAUCGAGGACAUCUUACAGAUGGCGGAUUGUCCGAAGGCCGAGUGUUUUGAGUCUCUCUCGGCCAUGGAGCUGGCUGAACAGAUCACUCUGCUGGAUCACAUUGUCUUCAGGAGCAUUCCUUAUGAAGAGUUCCUGGGCCAGGGCUGGAUGAAGGUUGAUAAGACAGAGCGGACGCCCUUUAUCAUGAAAACUAGCCAACACUUCAAUGAUAUGAGUAACCUGGUGGCAUCACAGAUUAUGACACACACCGAUGUGGGCUCGAGGGCCAACUCCAUCGAGAAGUGGGUUGCUGUGGCUGACAUCUGCCGCUGUCUCAACAACUACAACGGAGUGCUGGAGAUCACAUCUGCUCUCAAUCGCAGCGCCAUCUACCGCUUGAAGAAGACUUGGGCUAAAAUCAGCAAACAGACUAAAGCCCUGAUGGACAAACUGCAGAAGACCGUGUCCUCUGAGGGAAGAUUUAAAAAUCUGAGGGAAACUUUGAAAAACUGCAACCCUCCAUGUGUGCCAUACCUGGGAAUGUAUCUAACAGAUCUGGCCUUUAUUGAGGAAGGGACGCCCAAUUUUACUGAGGAAGGUCUUGUUAACUUCUCCAAAAUGAGAAUGAUAUCCCAUAUCAUCAGAGAGAUACGACAGUUCCAGCAGACUCCCUACAGAAUAGAGCAUCAAGCCAAGGUGACGCAGUACCUUCUGGAUAAGACUCUGAUCAUGGAUGAAGACACACUCUAUGAUCUCUCGCUGAAGAUCGAGCCCAGGCUUCCCGCCUGAGUUACAGCUGUUUGUGGCCAGCGGGAGCCUGCCGAACC